This is a messenger RNA of Psammomys obesus (fat sand rat), 3854 nucleotides long. RefSeq names its product solute carrier family 1 member 3 (gene Slc1a3). The transcript has 10 exons. Gene Ontology annotation, biological process: D-aspartate import across plasma membrane; L-aspartate import across plasma membrane; L-glutamate import across plasma membrane. Gene Ontology annotation, molecular function: neutral L-amino acid transmembrane transporter activity; glutamate:sodium symporter activity; L-glutamate transmembrane transporter activity. The coding region runs from base 252 to 1877 and encodes 541 amino acids. The record is from RefSeq and is a predicted model, not a curated record. NCBI's taxonomy places the organism in Eukaryota, Metazoa, Chordata, Mammalia, Rodentia, Muridae. Gene Ontology annotation, cellular component: plasma membrane.
UGAUAGUAAGUGGCGGUUUCAGAGCACAUGCAUGUUGUCAGGCUAGCCUGCCCGGCCGCUCGCUGAGCUGCUACUCGGAGCUACCUGCUGGGGAGUGCGCCUCCGCGUCGCCUGGGGUGCCUUCCGCCGGUCGCGGAGCCGGGAAAGUUGUAUUCUCUAACACCGAAGAGAAGAGGAGAUUUCACUUUCUGGGGACAAUUUUGAGACCCUGAAGUACAAGGACGUGUGUGAUAUUCCUAGAAAGAUAAAACAUGACAAAGAGCAAUGGAGAAGAGCCCAGGAUGGGAGGCAGGAUGGAAAGGUUCCAGCAAGGAGUCCGCAAGCGCACGCUCCUGGCCAAGAAGAAAGUACAGAACCUCACCAAGGAGGACGUUAAGAGUUACCUGGUUCGGAAUGCUUUCGUGCUGCUCACGGUCUCCGCCGUCAUUGUGGGUACAAUCCUUGGAUUUGCCCUCCGACCAUAUAAAAUGAGCUACCGGGAAGUUAAGUACUUCUCGUUUCCUGGGGAGCUUCUCAUGAGGAUGCUACAGAUGCUGGUUCUACCCCUUAUCAUCUCCAGUCUUGUCACAGGAAUGGCGGCCCUAGAUAGUAAGGCGUCAGGGAAGAUGGGGAUGCGAGCCGUAGUCUAUUACAUGACCACCACCAUCAUUGCUGUGGUGAUUGGCAUACUCAUUGUCAUCAUCAUCCAUCCGGGGAAGGGCACAAAGGAAAACAUGUACAGAGAAGGUAAAAUUGUGCAAGUGACCGCCGCAGAUGCCUUCCUGGAUUUAAUCAGGAACAUGUUCCCUCCCAAUCUGGUGGAAGCCUGCUUUAAACAGUUUAAAACAAGCUAUGAGAAGAGAAGCUUUAAAGUACCCAUCCAGUCGAAUGAAACACUGCUGGGUGCCGUGAUCAGCAAUGUGUCCGAGGCCAUGGAGACGCUCACCCGGAUCCGGGAGGAGAUGGUGCCGGUUCCCGGAUCUGUGAAUGGGGUCAAUGCCCUGGGUCUGGUUGUCUUCUCCAUGUGUUUCGGCUUUGUGAUUGGAAACAUGAAGGAGCAGGGGCAAGCGCUGAGGGAGUUCUUCGACUCUCUGAACGAAGCCAUCAUGAGAUUGGUAGCGGUGAUAAUGUGGUACGCACCUCUGGGCAUCCUCUUCUUGAUCGCAGGGAAGAUUGUUGAGAUGGAAGACAUGGGUGUGAUUGGGGGGCAGCUUGCCAUGUACACGGUGACAGUCAUUGUCGGCCUCCUCAUCCACGCUGUCAUCGUCCUGCCGCUCCUCUACUUCCUGGUAACCCGGAAGAACCCCUGGGUUUUCAUUGGAGGGUUGCUUCAAGCGCUCAUCACAGCUCUAGGGACCUCCUCAAGUUCUGCCACCCUACCCAUCACUUUCAAGUGCCUGGAAGAGAACAAUGGUGUGGACAAGCGCAUCACCAGAUUCGUGCUCCCCGUGGGGGCCACUAUUAACAUGGAUGGGACUGCCCUCUAUGAGGCUCUGGCUGCCAUUUUCAUCGCUCAAGUUAACAACUUUGACCUGAACUUUGGACAGAUUAUUACAAUAAGUAUCACAGCCACGGCUGCAAGCAUUGGAGCAGCUGGCAUUCCUCAGGCGGGCCUGGUCACUAUGGUCAUCGUGCUGACGUCUGUGGGCCUGCCCACGGAUGACAUCACACUCAUCAUCGCCGUGGACUGGUUUCUGGACCGCCUCCGAACCACCACCAACGUGCUGGGUGACUCGCUGGGAGCAGGGAUUGUUGAGCACUUGUCCCGACAUGAACUAAAGAACCGAGAUGUUGAAAUGGGGAACUCCGUGAUUGAGGAGAAUGAAAUGAAGAAGCCAUAUCAGCUGAUUGCCCAAGACAACGAACCCGAGAAACCCGACAGUGAAAGCAAGAUGUAGACUGCCCCACACGUGCUUUCUUGAGCAUUGCGUGUUGGAGAACCAUUUUGCAAUGUGUCCAUCUCAUUGAGCUCACUCCCGCCGUGAGCCGCUUCUCUUUCCUCCCUACUCUGACAGGAUUGGAAAAUGUCGAAAACCAAGGGAGGGCUUUGUACCAGCCAAAAUUUUCAACCCACAUGUGAAAAUUUUAAAGCAUUUCAUACUGUUCUUACCAAGUAAUUUACUGCAAUCAAACAUGGUUUUGAUAUGCAAAUGUAGGUGAUAAACGAUCCUAUGCAAUUGUUUUAUAAGUAAAAGCAAUGAUAGGUUAAAAAAAAAACAUUUUAAAAUCAACUUUCAAAAUUUUAAAUCCAUCAGAAUAAACCAAGUUUUAGCCUUAAAACAUAACAAAUGUUCUUAUCAUCGGUGGCCUGUCGGGUAGCAGGGAGGUUCCCCCUUCCUCUGACUCUCCAGGGCAAUGCCCCCACACACAGACAGCUGAGAGGAGGAGCAGAAAGUGCAGCUCCCACAUGGUCUUGGGUGAGUCUCAUCUCGUUCGUCCCUUGGCCUCAGCACUCAGAAAAUGAGUGGCCCCUCUAGACACCCUGGGCCUCUCUAGCCCAGACUUCUGUGACAUCAGGAAAGACCCUGACCCUUUACAACAUGAGGAUCUCGGGAAGAGCGCUUCGUGGGAGUGGACAUUGUCUCUAGGGCUGUGUGUGGCUCACUAGAUUCUGGGUCCAAUGUUGGUUAUGUAAGUAGAUCGGUGUGGAAGGCCAUUCCAGAACUGGGGUUAUUUGUGGGGUCCCUUUGCCUGUUUUGGGGGUUUUUUGUUUGUUUUUGUUUUGUUUUCCAACACUAGAAGCACUCCCUCCCCUCUUGGGUACUCUUCUCAAACCCAAGGAUGGCUCUAAGAAAGCCUCCCACCACUCCCCAACUGACAAUUAGAUGCCUAGGAAAUAAACAGAAGACUAGCAACUAGCAAGCAUGCUCGUGGUCUUACAUUGGAACACUAAAGAGCCGACGAAGAAUAUGGUGUGGCCAAUUUCAAAGGGAGGGUUUUUUUUUUAAAGAUAGGAAUAGCUGCUCUUCUUCCAAGAAAAAUAAGAGGGAGAGCUAUAUCUCAGCUUUUUUUUUCACCUGUCUUCAAUUCCUAAUCAGUCCCCCAAAGAAAUGAGUUAUAAUGCCAUUUCUUUCAUAUUUUCAGAGUCAAACAAAUAAAGUCUCUGGGACAGAUCCAUGUGCUGGGUGGAAAUUGUUUGUUUGAUUUGUUUUGCUAUCUUAACCAGAAUUUCUUAUGAUGAAAGAAAUGAGAUACUUCUUUACAUAGAAACGCCACUUGGCAAAUCAUUCAAAACUCUCAUGCAGAGUGGGGUUGGCUUUAGUUUUGUGUCUGUACAAAAAAUGGUAGAUGAGUCAGCAUGAAAAUAACAUGAAUGAGAAUGGAAGAAAAGACAGCAGGGGCAUUACUUUCAGGCAAGGCAGCUCCCAGGUUUAAAAGAGAUUAUUUUUCACCCCUUGGGAUAUUCAGACAAAGAUACUCAGUGGGAGCCAGCAGACGGUACCAGCUGCAUUAGACAUUCUGACUGAAAAUGAUGAAUGGACAUAAUUGAGUAUCUAGAAAUGGAUCUCCCAAUCUACAAUUAGAGAUAUUUUCUAGAGAUCUUGAGCAUUACGUGUGUAUAAAGGUUAACACUAGGCUACAAUGAAGUAAUCAUUUAAUGGGAAGCUCUAUUUGGGAAAUACACUACAAAAGUUAAUGUAUGUGGCAGUCAUUUUUGCGACGUUAGUAGAACAAAACGUAAUCAUGUCAAAUUAAUGCUGUUACCCAGUGUGAUGUUUUUUAUACUAACCCUUUCUUACAAGAACAGGUCCCCUAGGGGGGUCCUUUCAAAGGCCAGCCCAUCUCCGGCCAUGCAUACGUGUGUACCCACUGUGGACUGCAGAACAUCACUGUGUAGAUGUAUUUUCAAUAAAGAAGAAAUAGUUUUACAUUAA